Messenger RNA from Zychaea mexicana, 210 nucleotides. RefSeq lists its product as uncharacterized. The transcript is spliced from 2 exons. Gene Ontology annotation, molecular function: RNA polymerase II cis-regulatory region sequence-specific DNA binding; DNA-binding transcription factor activity, RNA polymerase II-specific. Gene Ontology annotation, cellular component: nucleus. The record is from RefSeq and is a predicted model, not a curated record. The annotation marks the transcript as partial. Gene Ontology annotation, biological process: regulation of transcription by RNA polymerase II. NCBI's taxonomy places the organism in Eukaryota, Fungi, Mucoromycota, Mucoromycetes, Mucorales, Lichtheimiaceae.
UGCGACCAAACGUUCAGUCGGGCGCAUAAUCUCAAGUCUCACUUUGCGACACAUUCGAUGGAACGACCUUACAAGUGCGAUGCUUGUGAUUCCAAGUUUCGACGGCUGCACGAUCUUAAACGGCAUCAAAAGCUGCAUACGGGUGAACGGCCGUAUGUAUGCAGCAUGUGCGAGCGUUCAUUCUCAAGACUGGAUGCAUUGAAUCGACAU